AUAUUUCUCAAGAAGACGCUGUGCAGUGGGAACUAUACCGAGGCCAACCCUGUCCUCUGAAAUUUCCAAGGUAUCAAUUUAUGGCAAACCAUAACCACGGCGAAACAUCCACCUUGAGAAUAGCAGAAUCUCGUAAAAUAUCGCGGAUUUCUCUCCAAUGCGACAUCAUUUUCAAUAAUUCGGAAAAUCUGGAAAACCGGGAAAGAUCGUGGAAGGGAUGAAAAUCGACACACCUCUGCAGUGUUUACCAGAAAGUUGAAUUAAUAGUGUAAGUGAAGGGGUAGCGCAAAGUAAUCUUGUCUGAGUGGUUGUUUUCGAUACAACUGUUUAUUCCAGCCGGGUUCCAGAACUGUCGAAACGUGGCGAAAUUCGAGGGCAAAUUGUUUUCCGCGGUGAACAAUUUUUUUUCCAGCUCACCCCUCGUGAGCCAAAUCAAGGACCUGAUGACUCGUCAGACGAGUCAAGCUGAAGUGCCAUCGAACGGGAACAUAACGUUCCAGAAUGAAACCGAAGAAAGAUCUAUCACAGAAGAUCCUAGGCCUGCAGAUUAUGGAAGGAACCAAAGCUUUUCCAUAAGACACUCUUCAGUCUCCAAAAGUCAGAUGAAAGAAUUUCGCGAAGCAUUCAGACUUUUCGACAAAGAUGGCGACGGCAGCAUUACGAAAGAGGAGCUAGGGCGUGUGAUGAGGUCUCUAGGACAGUUUGCUCGCACAGAAGAGCUGCAGCAGAUGUUACAAGAAGUGGAUAUAGAUGGUGAUGGUAACGUCAGCUUCGAGGAGUUUGUAGACAUCGCAUGGUCUGCUAGCGCUGGUACAGAUCCUGACCACGUACAGUCUAGAGAAGAAGAAGACAAGGAGCUCAGAGACGCCUUCAGGGUUUUCGACAAGCACAACAGGGGCUACAUCACCGCUUCUGAUUUGAGAGCUGUGCUGCAGUGUCUGGGAGAAGACCUGUCUGAAGAAGAGAUUGAGGACAUGAUCAAAGAGGUUGACGUUGAUGGGGAUGGUAGGAUUGACUUUUAUGAAUUUGUAAAUGCUCUUGGUGAACCUGGAAAUGACGACAGCUACGACGAAGAAGAUGAAGAAAUAAUGGGAUACUGAAGAAAAAACAAAUGCAAACUUUUUGGAAUAUCAUCUUAUCGAUAGUAAAGAAGAACAAAACCAAAGCAUUCCUUUUCGUCCUCAGCUUGUCAGCUAUGAUAAAUUUUCAUAUAUGUGUAUUUGUUAAGCAUAUUGAUAUAAUUGCCUUGUGUCUAAAUUGAAAUUGUAUAUUAUAGAGAAAUUUUAAACUAACUACCUAUAUAUAAUGGAAACAAA
This is a messenger RNA of Leptinotarsa decemlineata (Colorado potato beetle), 1316 nucleotides long. RefSeq names its product neo-calmodulin. Gene Ontology annotation, molecular function: calcium ion binding. Gene Ontology annotation, cellular component: myosin II complex. Lineage: Eukaryota; Metazoa; Arthropoda; Insecta; Coleoptera; Chrysomelidae. The record is from RefSeq and is a predicted model, not a curated record.